Molecule: messenger RNA, 2092 nt
Organism: Callithrix jacchus (white-tufted-ear marmoset)
Lineage: Eukaryota; Metazoa; Chordata; Mammalia; Primates; Cebidae
Gene: MTHFS
Product: methenyltetrahydrofolate synthetase
Biological process (GO): folic acid-containing compound biosynthetic process; tetrahydrofolate interconversion
Cellular component (GO): mitochondrion
Molecular function (GO): 5-formyltetrahydrofolate cyclo-ligase activity
Source: RefSeq, a predicted model, not a curated record
UCCUAGGGGCAGAGAAAAAGUCCUAUUUAAAAAUCUAAACCAAAGCUGUAUUGUCAUAAGCCACUUCUUGAUGGUGACCCACACUUAAUAUGACUUUCAUAAAUAGUACAUGGGAGCUUUCCCCCUCGUUGUCUGUGGGAAAUUCUCUUAAUUCAUCCUUCUUAACGUUUUGCCUUUUAGCUAAAAUGUCUUUGCUCUGUUGAAAUUCAAGCUUCUAACGGUGAAAUCGAAAUCAUUCAUAGACUCUGGUAUUGCAGGGCUACAACUGUGCGGUGUUCGGAGUGGAUUCAGGCCCUGGUUUUGCUGCGUACUAGCUGUAUUGACCUUGAGCAAUACUCUGAGCUUCACUUUCUUCCUUUAUGAUGGAGAAAAUAAUAGCACCUCUAUAGAGUUAGGAAAAUUUAGUAAAAUUCCUGUAUGCAUUUAGCACUAGAUAUGGCAUAUUGUAAACUCUCUAAAACUAGCUGCUAUUUAUUACUCUUAAGCCUAGUUAUUUAAAUCAAGAAACAUUUAGUGAGCUCUCACAUGUUAUAGGAGAUUCUGAAGAUUCUUAAGUGUUUGUCCCUGUUCAUAAGGCAGUUUUAGUCUUGUUGAGCACUAAGUUCUAUGCAGUUCAAUAAACUAGAAAGUGCAUAGUGAAUUGCUGAAAGAGUGAUAGAACAAAAAGUACUGACAGUGCUCAGUAACUGGGAAGAAAAUAGUAGUCCAAAGUAGUUGGGCCAAACUUUGAGGAGGAGGUGGCUUUGGAGUUUGGAAGGGAGGCAAGAGUGGCUUCCCACUCUUGCAUUUUAUGCUCUGACAGCUAGCUACAAGAACAGAGUCAGAGGUAUUUGUAACUCCCAGUUAGGAAGAUUUGAAUAACAGAAGUACUCUUGAGUAUAUGAUGACAAGCCUUUAUUUUUUUUACCAAGUGUUACCAAAUAUUAGAGCUAUGGUAAAGUUUUUCAUAUAAAUGUGAAAUUGCGUCCUCCCAAAGGAAUCCUAAGUAUGUAUGUGCUUUAAAAGAACCCAAAAUUAUCUGAAUAUUGUCAUAUGGCUCUUGCAAAUGAUGAUGAUAGUGAUGCUCAUAAUGAGAAUUUGCUGCACUCAGCAGCCCAUUUUAGAUUACGUAUUAUUAGAACACAUUAAGUCCACUUGGAGAAGCCAGUUAAGUCUUUGGCUGCUUUGGUUCCUGAGCAUGAGUUUGGUUAAGCUUUGUAAAGACUUCCUAAAUACUAUGCCAGGAGUUUGUUUUGACCAGAUGAUUCUUGCUGCUUGCUUUGAUCCUGGCUUCGUAUCUAGAUGUUAUAGAAGUCCUACACUUUUUCUGAGGGCACUUGCGUUAAACUGAAAUUUGGAUAAGUCAUUCUGUCUCAGAAUAUAGUAUACUAUAUUCUUCAGGAAUCCUCAUAUACUCAUUCUUAUCUUCCUUUCUUUUUCCGAGUUCGAGGGAUUCUCCUGCCUCAACCUCCACAGUACCUGGGAUUACAGGUGAUUACCCACAGUCAGUAUCAAAAGUCCAAAAGAAUUUCCAUCUUUCUGAGCAUGCAAGAUGAAAUUGAGACAGAAGAGAUCAUCAAGGACAUUUUCCGGCAAGGCAAAAUCUGCUUCAUCCCUCGGUACCAGUUCCAGAGCAAUCACAUGGAUAUGGUGAGAAUAGAAUCACCAGAGGAAAUUUCUUCACUUCCCAAAACGUCCUGGAAUAUUCCUCAGCCUGGUGAGGGUGACAUUCGUGAGGAGGCCUUGUCCACAGGGGGACUGGAUCUCAUCUUCAUGCCAGGCCUUGGGUUUGACAAACAUGGCAACCGACUGGGGAGGGGCAGGGGCUACUAUGAUGCCUACCUGAAGCGCUGUUUGCAGCAUCAGGAAGUGAAGCCCUACACCCUGGCGUUGGCUUUCAAAGAACAGAUUUGCCUCCAGGUCCCAGUGAAUGAAAAUGACAUGAAGGUAGAUGAAGUCCUGUAUGAAGACUCCUCAGCAUCUUAAAUCUGGAUAAUUACAACCAAAUGAUUAGUGUUUUAUAUGAGAGUAAAGCAAAUUAUGUCUAUUUUUCCCUUGUCAAAAAUUAAAAUUGUAAUUAUAAAAUACCUUAUAUAAAACUGUCUUUAAAAAC